This is a messenger RNA of Pelobates cultripes (western spadefoot toad), 27441 nucleotides long. The record is from the annotation of a GenBank genome assembly. Lineage: Eukaryota; Metazoa; Chordata; Amphibia; Anura; Pelobatidae.
AUGAUGACAAACCGGAAUCCGAUGACCGAGAGGAUCCUGGAUCUAAUCUUGGAGGUCAACUACCUGCUGACUGGAGAGGUGAGGGAUUCUGGGAAUGUCACAGCAACUACAUACUCUUUUUUUUUUUUUUUUUUUAUAUAUAUAUAUAUAUCUAUAGACCUCUGUCUUCAAAUAUAAGAUACAUUUGUGAAGUAGCUUCUGUGCACAUCUUUAAUAAUUAAUGGGAUUUCACUGUGAGAUGUUCUAGCUUUAUCUUUCAAUGAGGCAAUUGACGUUCUCUGUAGGUAGAUAUGAUUUUUGUUCUUAUGCUUUCCACACCGAGUCCAGGGAGCAUUGAGCUAACCAUGCUGGGAAAGUGCAGAGAGGGGGUCUGAUUCACUGCACAUCAUUGCACAGCUUGUGCUGUCAGUAGCCAGCCUGAUCCGUGGGAUUUCUCCAGAGCAGGCCCACCUUGCUGUAUUUCUCUCUUCCUGCUGUGUUUCACGAAGGAGCUUGCUGGUACUGCACAAUAAUGACCUGUCUCUGUCAUUAGUGUACUGGUCUGAAACUGAGGUGGGCGGGCAAGAGGAAUCGGGGGGAGACUGAAGUAACUCAAAAUAAAAUAUUAUAAUAAUGGCCAUGAAAACUGUGGCGAAAUUAACCUCUCUACUUGCCAGCCUCUUGCCCUUAGACUAUGGCCCCAUGUUGAAACGCUUGAUUUUCCCCUGCAAAGACACGAAAGCCGGGUCAUUCGGUGCUUGCCCUGUUUGAGCGGUGAUACCCCAGAUAGCUAUGCCAUGGAGCCUAUUCGUAUAAUGAAAGACUAUGGGAAAGACUUUGGCUCCAUGGAAAUUGAACUGUAUGUGUGUGCUCUGAGCGCCAUUCAGUAAUAAUGUGCGCUCAGAUCUGAGCUAUCUGGGGAUAUGUUGAAUGUACCUGUUUUGUGCAAUGGCUGCACAGUUAUAUAUUUUUAUGUUUUUAUGUGUUUUAUUGUCUUUUGCUGCCAUGUGUUCAAUGGAGUUUUGCCUCCGUCCUUGGAGAUAAUUGGAUUACUUCCCAACUAUCUCCAGGAUAGAAGACUAUGUGGAACUGGUUUUGGGCAGAAAAGCUAUGCUUCAUUUGGUCACAAAGGACUUCGGACUAACUUUUGAACUAAUGGAAGGAUUUGCAUGAUUUUUGGUUAUGUUUAUAUUUAAAGUAUGCUGAUUCUAAUUACGUAUGUUUUAUGUGAAUAUGAUGCAUAUUUGUAAAGUUACAGUAUAUGUGUAAAAAGUGUAUCUUUCCUUAACCCAUUGUGUUCAGUAAUUAUAUCACAGGCAGAGGGGAGGGAUUGUAUGUUGGUGCUGGGUGUGUUUUACGGUUUUCCUGUAAAUGAUUGGUUGUACUGUGUCCCACCCUGUGGAAUGUCCCCUUUGCAUGGGGACUUGCAUAAAAGCCAGUGUGUGGUCAUUAAAAGGAGAUCAUCUUGUACCUUUCUUGAAGCCUUGGCUCAUGUUUGGGGGAUUGGAGAACUACACUCUGGGGAUUGCUAUAAUCACUAUACUCCCCAGGGUAUGAUCACUAAGCUCUGCUAAGAGCUUGUUCUUAUUCCUGCUCUCUGGGGAAAGAGAGGUUCCCCACUGGAAACUGGACCCUGGCCAGGGUGGGUGGAGACGGCGAGACCCCGGCGCAGCUGCAUCGCUGGAAGUGGGGUCUGCAGUGCUGAUGGUGUCGGUUGGAGUGCUUGGAGUCCUCAGCGAGCACUAGGAGCAUCGAUUGGCAGAGGUACUCAGUCGGAGUGCCAGCGGUCCGUCACAGAAACUGCUCAUCAUCAGUACUGAAUUGUCCUAAACUCUGACUGUAAUUAUUUCAAUGUAGACCGCCAUACCCUGAGGAUGUGUUUCUGUCAGUCAUUGUUUCCAUCUAACGCACAUAGGACUGAGUGACAGAGAGUGAGUCAGGAAGGGCAGAGGAGGAUGGUAAAUGGGUCACGGUGAACCAGACUGUAUAGAGAGCUCAGUGUGCAGAAGGAUAUGGAAAAAGGCUGCUGGCACUUCAAGAGACAAAGGAUUAUGGAAUAGUGUUGUUGGGGCACUGAGACAAAACACAAUUUAUUUGAAUUAAAAAGACUGACCUUUUUACCGUGUGUAUAUGAUAUAUAGUUACAGAGGCUGAAAAGAGACAUGUGUCCAUCAAGUUCAGUCUUCUUCACAUCUGUUUUUACUGUUGAUCCAAAAGAAGGCAAAAAAACCCAGUUUGAAGUGUAACAGAUCACCUGGCACCCUGACUGGGUACCUCCGUUGAUGGAUGCUCCUAGCGCUUCUUGAGGAUUCCAUGCACUCUAGCUGACACCACAACCACCGCAGGCCGAACCUCUCUUCGGAGCGAAGCAGGAACAAGCUCUUAACCCCAUCAGGACGCAGGACGAUUCAGGACCGUCCUCGGCAUUUUUGCGUUGCCGACCGAGGACGGUCCUGAACCGUCCUAAUGGAAAACGGGCGGCGGGAGCGAUCGGAGAUCACUUCCGCCGAAAUCCCGUUGUUACUAUCUGCCCGGCAUCCCAGGCAGAUAGUAACAGCCAAUUGCGGCAUGUGAGCGAUCCGCAAUCGCUCAAAAUUGGCUGGUGUCAAAGUGGGUGUUACAAACACUCACUUUGACACUGAUCUCUGACUCUCUCCCCUCUGUAGCGUUUUGUGAGGCGAGAGAGACAGAGAUCAUGAAAGUUUGUUGCAGCAGGGUUUCCAGAGAGAAUUAAAAAGUAUCAGCAGUUAAUAAAAAUUCCCCUUUAACCCCUUCCCUGACAGAUCUGUUACAGACAAUGCAUUUGUACUGUCUGUAUUUUUUUUUUUUUGCCCUUAAGGGUUAACUUUAUUUUAAAAAAUCUGUGUCUUAGACUGUCUUUGACUGUCGUAGUCAGUUAGUUUAGGGAUUAAUGUUUUAGUCUGUUUUAGUGUGUAAAUUUUUUUUUAUUGUGUUUAGUAUUUUGUUAGUUUAGUCUGUUAGUGUGAAACAUGCAGCGCAUGUACAGAUUGGAGUAGGCAUAUGCCUUCUUAGCGUCAGACUCUGACGCCACUGACACUGCGUCCGAUUUUGACCCAGGUCAGUUUAGCGACACGUCUAGUGACAUGUCAUCUGUGUGUGAGCCAGCUUCUAAAAGAAGCUGUCCUUCCCUGCUACUCCGAAUGUGGAGGAGGACUGGGUACCUCCACAGUCAGCUGAGCCCAACAUCCCCCCUUUUAGUGCCAACGCAGGCAUUAAUGUGAAUGUGGUUGACUUCUCCCCUAUACAAUAUAUGGAGUUAUUUUUAGGGCAUACCAUCUGGGAGGAGAUUGUUUCCCAGACUAAUUUAUACUCUAGCCAACUUACUGAGACCAAUCCAGGUAGCUAUACAGUAAGGGGGCAUGCUUGGCAUCCCACAGAUGUCGCUGAACUUAAAACAUUCUGGGCUCUUACCAUGCUCAUGGGGAUAAUAAAGAAGCCAUCAAUCCGCUCUUACUGGAGCACCAACCCAAUUUGUUCGACUCCUAUAUUCUCCCAAACAAUGCCUAGACCAAGAUAUGAGCUGCUGCUGAGAUACUUACAUUUCAACGACAAUACGCUCUGUCACCCCAGAGAUCACCCCCAAUAUGAUAGGCUUCAUAAAAUACGCCCACUGGUAGACCAUCUUCAGAACAGAUUUUCUGAAGUUUAUACUCCCCAACAAAAUGUAUCUAUUGAUGAAUCCCUUAUGAAAUAUAAAGGGAGAUUAGGGUUCAAACAGUAUAUCCCUUCAAAGCGGUCUAGGUAUGGCAUUAAAGUGUACAAACUGUGAGAGAGCGAAAGUGGCUACACAUUUGCCUUUCGUGUAUAUGAGGGGAAAGAUGCUCAACUGAACCCUCCUGGCUGUCCUGACUCUCUGGGGACAAGUGGGAAACUUGUUUGGGACCUACUGAUCCCCUUGUUCAAUAAGGGUUACCACCUUUAUGUGGACAAUUUUUACAGCAGUGUCCACUUGUUUAAAAUUCUUUAUAGUUUGCAGACACUGGCCUGCGGCACUGUAAGAAGAAAUGCCAAGCUGUGACGGUAGUAUAGGGUAUCACCGUCAAGCAUUCCCUUCUUCCCAUAAAAGAAAAACGCCCAAUAUUCCACGAGUAGAAAUAUCCCUGGAAUCGCCGAAUAAUCCACACAUGAGCCAAAGCUUAAUGCUGGAACAAGACUAAUUUACUGGCACACAGAACUCACAAUUUAUGCAACACAAAACUCCUCCUCUGGGCCAGGCUAGAUAAUUGAGUUUCUACAAUACACAAAGCUCAAUUAUCUGCUGGCCAGAAACAUAAAAUGUUUUAAAAAUUUCAGAAACAUACUUUUUACAAGACAUACAAAUAUACUUUUAACAUCCCUGGAUAGCUGAGGAUACUCGUAGUUACAUAUCCAAAUCUCACGAAUUUCCGUUCGGUAGUUUCCGUGUCGCAUCGUGUGGACGUUUGACCGGCUUGCCAUGUGGAGGUAUCAGAGUUAGAGUUCCAUAGAAUCAGUAGCAAGAGCCGGUCUCCGUUCGCAUCUAACUAGACGAAAACCACCGUUCGUAUGGUUCAGCUGGUUACAUGUGAAUGUUCCCCUCAUUCGGUAGAUGCUAUCUACCGAACGCUAGUUUGAUUCGUGGAGGGGAACGUAUUCAUCCAGGACUUCCAUGGGGACCGGGCGUUCGCAUGUUUGCCAAGCCGAAAUUAGUUCCAGGCAAUUCAUGCGUAAGCCCCGCUGACCGCAUUCGUGAGUUUUAAGAUGGCUGCCAUCCUUUGUUCUCGCCACGUGUUCAUAUGUCGAAUGGCGGCCACCUAGUAGCAAUAAAGUCGCGGUUUUCUCUGCGUUCUAAUGCUGAUUGCUACCCAGGGUGUGUGGUCUCCGUUCGGUAAACGAAUACAUUUAUUCUCAACAUUUUGAACCGAACAAAUACAAACAUUAAAGCAGCAGGGAGAGGGUUAAGCUGAAAGCACACAGGCAAAUACAUAAAAGUCCUUCACAAUAGCAAUCCCUUGUAGCAGAUUCCCCCAAUAAGAGACAGGACUCCAAAUUGAGGGUGAAGUAGAACUGCUGUGUAAUGACACAUACUCUGCUUUUAUGCAAUUCUCCCCUGCAAGGGAGACACCCACGGACAAUUAUACAAUACCCAAUCACACAUUGGUUUCAUCCCACACAUCUCCUCCCCUUAGCCUGAGAGGUAACCCAAUUAUCCGUACAUUUUAAAACACACUUUUUACAAAACUUUCAUAACUCUAAAACCAUACAUCAAAUAUUAAUACAAUUCACAUAUUAUUAAUCAGCACAUAUCAAAUACAAACAUACCCAAAAAUCAUUCGAAUCCGUUCAGCCGUUCGGGAGAUACAUAUAAGUCACUUUUGACCGACCGCAAGCACAUUUCCAUGCUCAAAACAGUUCCAUGGAUUUGGACUGUGCGGUCGGUCUAUUUUACACUGAGAAAAUGACUAAGUCCCAUUCAAACGAGUGUUCGAAUCUUGUGCCACAGUGUCGAAGUAGAGUAGAACGUAUGGGUCAGCGGUGUUCGUGCACUUGGGUAGCCAAAAACAGUUCCAUAGAUUUAGCUGCACACACCGCUGACCGCGUUCGAAUUAGUUAAAAUGGCCGCCGCCACGUGUCCGGUAUUCGAAUGGCGGCCACUUUGAGUUAUGGAUUUUUGUGUUAAAACCCGGUUCUGCUGUACGGAGGGAUAAUCCACUAAACAGGAUAGUCUAGUGGGAGUAUCCCUCAUUUACAGGAAAGUCCAUGGUGGGAGAAAUGCUCUGUAUAUUCAGUUCCCCAUGUAGUCCUCUACUGUAAUGCCCCUGUAAAGUGACUAAGGAAACCCCUUGCAUGGGGAAUCACAUAAAUAUUCAGUUGACUCCCAGAACUGUGUUUCGUCUGGUUACUGGGGGAUUUGGGAUAUUGCCUUCUUUUCCAGCGCUUUACUUUGGAUUACUUUCUAUACCAGCGGAGAUCUUGGGAUUUAAUAUUGCAGCUCCGCUACAAGCAGUUACAAAGAAAAGUGGCUCUGUGGGUGCCUCUACUGGGAGAACAGCCCCUGGAGGAGUGGGUGACGUAACUUGAGGACCUAGUAUGGAGGGAGCUGUGGCUGGACGAGGCUUACGCAGCCCGGCUAGAGUGGUACGCAGCCCGGCGUGACCAGUGGAUGGGGGAGGACUAUAAUAGCCUGUUGUGGGAGGCCCUGGAGGAGGACAUUGAUUUUGGAAGUCCAGCAUAGUUUCGUCUCUGGGUCAUCCACAGUACUAGGGAAACCCUAAUGUAUCUUCAUGGAGCUGCCCACCUGGGGCCAGACCUGAUCCAUCUGGUCACCCUGGAAUGAGAGCUGGAGCUGGAUUACCAACAACUGUUAAGCUUGGGUUAGCGGCGGUGUAUCCUGCAGGGAGAGGAGACUUGUGCAUUUUUUACCAUGAAGUGCGUAUCUUUGCAUUUUUUCUACCUCAAAUUUCAUCUGCCAUUUGAGUGCCCAGUCCCCCCUCUCCCCAACCACAGCUGGAGUUACAGGGAGUGGAGACAGUUGGUCCCACUCCCCAGCGACAGUGUACCAUACAGGGAGAAGAGACAACUGGUCCCUCUCCCCAGCAGCAGCAGGCAUCUCUGGGAGUGGAGACAACCAGUCUCAUUCCCCAGUGGCAGCAAGCAUCACUGGAAGGGGAAACAACCGUGUGGCGGAACCAGCCUCGCCAACGGGCAUUGGAGAAGACUGUUUGCGAGCUUCUUGCCCUGCGACUAUGGUCCUGAGAUGUAUUGCCCUUCUAGGAACUGAUUUGGGCAUAAUAGAUUUUUAUUAUGCUGCUGACCCUUUAAGAACCAUCUGGGGACAUACUGUGGAGUUACUGGGUGGCCACCAUUUCAUGUAUCAGAGGCACAUGGUGAGAACAAUGGAUGGCGGCCAUUUUAACUCACAGACACUGUUUGGACUUUUCUACACGGUGCCAUCUUGCCGGUAUUUGGUGCACAACAGGGGACACAUUAUACAGUAAUUAUUUUUCAUAUAGCCUGUAUAUGUUCUGCGGAAUCUGCAUUAAACAGCGUCUUCCAAACUACUGAACGGAUCUGGGUGAAUUUUGGAUAUGUGGUUCACCCAGAUUCCCCGGUUCCGAGGAUAUACUUUUUGUGGGGUUGUUGCAUGUUUUGGGGUCCCUGUGAUAUGUUUUAUGGUGCUGUAUUUCUCUGCCUGUGAUAAUUAGAUUAACCAUUGUGUUCAGUAAUCAUAUCACAGGCAGAGUUGGAGGACUUUGUGUGUAUUGUACGGAUUGAUUGGCUGUGUUUCAAAACCCUGUGGGCAGUACUAUAUUUGUGGAUUGUGAAUAAAAGAGGCUGUAUGUGCCAGUACAGUCAGUUCUGCUUGACCUCAAAACGAACACAUUUUCAGUAAAAGACAUAAAAUUACAUACAGUUACAUUUAUUACAUAAAACAUGUACAUUCUACAUAUCCCCAGAUAGCUUAGAUCUGAGCGCACAUUACUACCGAAUGGUGCUCAGAUCACAUACAUACUGUAAAAUCGCCAUGGAGCCAAAGUCUUUCACAUAUUCUUUCGUUACAUGAAUAGGCUCCAUGGCUUAGCUAUCUGGGGUGAUGCUGUUCAUCCAGUUAAACUACCGAAUGAACAGUCAUUUGGUUCUGCUACCGAAUGGAGAGGUAAGGAGGCUGGCGGCUCAGCGGUGUUCGCGCCAAUAAGUGUCCGUUUUCAGUUCCAUAGUUUGGGCGCUGAACACUGCUGGCCGUUCGGGAGGUAAAAUGGCCGCUGCCACGUGUUCGGCAACUGAACAAAGGCCACCCAGCGUACAUCAAUUAAGCACAAUUAACCGCAGCUUCUGGGCGGUCAAUUGACGGCACACUCCAGUUCCCAGGUGGUCCAUCGUUCGGUAGUUUGUUCGGUAGACUGAAUCUACCGAACACCCUGGCAGAAAGGCACAAAUAAACCUUUCAGCAGGGAAAAUAACAGGUCUGAACUGCAGGGCCAUAGUGUAAAGGGAGCAGGCGAGCAACCAGGCUUCUCCAGUGCAUAGUGGCGAGGUUGGUUCCGCCACAAAAGUGUCGUCUCGUUAUUGGUGGAAUUGGAAUGUAUGCUGAUUCCCAGGAGUGUAAGCUGAUUGUAUGCUUUUCCUGUUCAGCUGCUUACAGCAUUCAUAUGCUUGAGAGCAUUCGUAUGCUUCUCCGGUUCAGUGGUUGUGGUGUCUGCUGCAGUGCUUGGAGUCCUCAGGAAGCGCUAGGAGCAUCCUUCAACUGAGGUACCCAGUCGGGGUGCCAGGUGAUCCGUUACAAACCGGUCUGACUUCAGUCUGACAACUGGUAUCAUUCCCCAGCGGCAGUGCCUGGUAUCAGACACCAGGGAUAACUGACACUACACCCACAACAAAGUGGACCUACCAGGGCAGUGCAUUUCACAGGAGGCUAGCAGGUUAGCUAGUUGUUUUUGGGCAGGCUUCUUGACUAACUUAGGUACAGACCGGCAGGAGGUCUGGUACCUUGUUAGUCUUCCCACGGGGGUUGGGAAUAGCUAGGAAGCAUAAUUGGCAGAGGUACCCAGUCGGGGUACCAGGUGAUCCGCCAGAAGUUAGACAUAUGUAGCUGCAGCGGACCACUGGUAACCCUACUGGUUACCUCUGCUAAACUCUUCUCUCAACCAGAACUGGAACUGCUGGUGAAUAUAGCUCUGUUCCCCCAGUAACCAGACAAGACCUGGUUCUGGGAGUAAUCUGUUUUAUUACUCAGAAUGCAACAUUUUAUGCCCAGUCUCCAAGCAUGGGAUUCCCAUUCUUUACACAUAUAUCCCGCAUAGGCGCCUCUGUGUCCAGGAGAUAAUUGAGUCAAAGCUAACCAAGUUAAUGAUCUCCCAGAUACAGAGAGCUAAAUACAUAAAAACCCAGAAAACACACAGAAAUGGUUAUGAACCCCCACAAGUCUUAUAUCUCCUGAUAGCCCUCAGUGGAGCGCAAAAUCUGUCUGACUAGCGCUCUGAUCUGUGGACGUUUGGAGAAACGCCACCCUGUUAAACUUUAGAUUGACCGCUAGCAUGGUCUAAGCCGAAAAUUGUUUCAGACGGUUAUAGGUUUUUGCCGGUAAUUUAAAAGGGACUCUGGUUAGUUGUGGAAGAGGGGCUCCCCCUGGCUCCCUGGUAGAAAUGGUUCCUUUAGAUGUCUUGUAGUUUCCCUCCAAAGAGUGCUCGCAUUGGGAAAAGGGAAAGAAAUCAGAAUUGAAGGUUUUCAUUGGUGACCAAGGUGGUGAUUGUGGCCGAGCCAGUGUUCAAGGGAAACGCUGAAGUGUUUGGAACAUUCCGAAUUGGUGGGUAUUCCGCAAACGUGGUUAGAGAGAGGCGCUUGCUGGGUCCACGUGGAGGGUAAAGGAACAGUUAGUGCUAUAGUCUUUCGGGGAGGAUUUGGGCUAUCCGCCACAGUAGCCUAUGUAGUGACUGGCUUUGUAAGAUAGUUUGCAUAUUGUCCUUUAUGGACAGAUGGAAUAUGAGCCAAAGAAAAAGUUUCUUGCGCACUAUUCCAAAUCCGUGUGCAUAUUUAUAUAGAGGUUUUUAGUUCCACUCAAAUGGCCAUUAGAUGUAAGCCCAUCUGAAUAUGAAAGUCAUAAAUAUCCUUUACUGAGAGAUAUGUAUUUUUAUUAGUUGCUUAAUAUUGAUUAAUAUGCCUCUCUCUAUAUAGGAUUACAUUGUUAUGAAGAGAUCUGGUGAGUCCAUAAUACAGGGCAGAAUCCCUGGUGUGUCAGAUGGAUCCAGAAGGACCCAGAGCCGCAGCACAGUGCCUCCACCUCACUCACUGAUACAUGAUGGAAACAAUGAGCAGAAGGUCCUGAAACUGACCAAUCAGAUCAUCCACCUGCUAACUGUAGAGGUGAGGCUGCUGGGAAUGGGACAUCAUAGAGUAAAGCCAAGGGAUGUGUCUGGAUGGUGACUGUAUCAUUGUGUGUGCCAGGUUCUUGUUAGGUGUGAGGAUGUGGCUGGAUGGUGACUGUAUCAUUGUGUGUGCCAGGUUCCUGUUAGGUGUGAGGAUGUGACUGGAUGGUGAGUGUAUCAUUGUGUGUGCCAGGUUCCUGUUAGGUGUGAGGAUGUGACUGGAUGGUGAGUGUAUCAUUGUGUGUGCCAGGUUCCUGUUAGGUGUGAGGAUGUGACUGGAUGGUGAGUGUAUCAUUGUGUGUGUGCCAGGUUCCUGUUAGGUGUGAGGAUGUGACUGGAUGGUGAGUGUAUCAUUGUGUGUGCCAGGUUCCUGUUAGGUGUGAGGAUGUCACUGUUUAUUUUCCUUGUAGGUGUGGAAGUAUUUAGAAGGACACAAGGAACCUUACAAUGACUUAAUGAUGGACACUCAGCAGCCUCUCAGCGCACUGGGUAAGAGGAAGCACUUUGUAUAUACACCCUGUUCCAAAUUAUUAUGCAAAUUAUAUUUUUGUAAUUUACCUAAAUAAUUGAUGUAAAUAAAAGUGGGCAUAAUUCUCAUGUUAUCAACUAUUAAGAGUACAAUUCAAAAUUUAUUGAACAAACCUCCUAAUGAUAACCGUAUUUUUUUAAACAUAAAAAACUUGCAAUGCUCUGUUCCAAAUUAUUAUGCACAGUAAGUUUCAAAACACUUUAUAGGUUAUAAAGAACUGAAAAUUGUCAUUUGUUGUGUUUGCAGCAUAUUUACUGAAAUCAAAAGUUAUUUCAAUCAAACUUAUUACAACAUUUUAACUUUUUAAACAUUUUAACCGGUCACGUUACAUUUUAACAUAGGACCCCAUAGCAGCCAUUGAUGCAGAGGUAUUCUUUGCAGCAUGAGAUGGUGCAUUGUCAUGCAUGAAGAUGAUUUUAUUACGGAAACCAUAGUUCUUCCUUCAGUACCAGGGAAGAAAGUGGUCAGUCAGAAACUCCACAUACUUUGCAGAGGUCAUUGUUACACCUUCGUUGACCCUAAAGGGGCCAACCAGCUCUCUUCCCAUGAUUCCGGCCCAAAACAUGACUCCACCACCGCCUUGCUGACGUUGCAGCCUUGUUGGAACAGGGUGGCCGUCCACAAACCAUCCACUACUCCAUCCAUCUGUACCAUCCAGAGUUGCACGGCACUCAUCAGUGAACAGGACUGUUUGAAAAUUAGUCUUCAUGUAUUUUUCUAAACAAGAAAGUAUAAGCGCUAUUUGAGUAUAAAGUCUUAAAAUUAUAUAUAAUCUAAACAGCUGCUAACCACCAUGAAAAUCUUUUACAGAGUGAUAGAAAAUAGUAAGUGGUACCGGUGUAGCGCUUAUGUGCAAAAUUGAAUAUGAAAGAAAGUUUUACCCAAUUUUUCUUCUAUGUUAGUCAAUUAUUUCUUGUUAACCUUAAGGUAAAACAAAGAAAAAAAAAUACAUAACAUAGUGCAGAUUGUAUGUAAAUAUGCAAAAAUUAAUUUAAAACAAAAGCCAAAUGGCAACUCACAAUUUUCUGAGCUAUAAAUCUAGCUCAGAAUUUUGGUGCUUUAGGAUCCGUAUAGGCGACCCUCUCCCUUCUUCUCCUUUCUUUAGUCCAGUCUUUUCUUUCCAGAACGCGUUUCGCCAGGUGGCUUCUUCAGCUGGUUAAAUUCACUGAAUGCCCAAUGCCGCUGUUUCUGCUUGUGAGCAUUGGUUAGUGGUGGCCUAAUAGAAGGUUUAUGCACAGUUGCAAGACUCUGGAGGACUUGAUGUCCGUGGGACUCCAGAGGCACCAGCAGCUUCAAAUAUCUGUUUGCUGCUAUGUAAUGGUAUUUUAACAGCUGCUCUCUUGAUCCGAUGCAUGGAUCUGGCAGAAAUCUUCCUCAAUGUGCCUUUAUCUGCACGAUCCCUCCGGUGCUCUGAAUCAGCCACAAAUCUCUUAAUAGUGCGAUGAUCACGAUUACGUUUUCAUGACAUAUCUAAUGUUUUCAUACCUCGUCCAAGGCAUUGAACUAUUUCACUCUUUUCGGCAGCAGGGGGGUCCUUUUUCUUCCCCAUAGUGCAUGAAAAUGGUGCUCUGCUUAAUAAUGUGGAACACCCUCCUUUAGUAGUUCUUCCUUAAAUUGGGCUCACCUGGCAAUCUAAUUAUCACAGGUGUCAGAGAUUGUUUUCAGUGAUCAAAAGAGCCCUGAGACACAAUGCCAUCCAUGAGUUAAACUGAAAAACAAAAUAUUUAAUCUUUGUGACACUUAAAUAGGAUUUGCAUAAUAAUUUGGAACAGCGUGUACACAGCUUGUGUUAUAACUAUAUAUGUAAUUGAAUCCCUAGCUUCAAAUGUCCAGUAUGAGGUCAGUAUAGUAAUCAAACCCCAGUAUAGCGUGAGAUCACUGUACAUUGUCAGUUUGUUGUAUUUUUGAUUUUAAAUCCGAGCCUGAUUGCAUGUAUGUGACGUUGCUCUCGUUUUCCCGACUGAGUACCUCCACCAGGUCAGUUUCCUAGCUAGAAAACGUUCAGAAUGUUUAAAUUACAAAUUAGAGAACACAUUAAUUCAGUAAAACAGACAAUCAACACUCCAAUCUCCAGACAUAUAAGAGAUUCCCAUGGAGGCUGAACCAAAGAAAUCCCCUUGGAAAGGGGACUGGGAGUUACUUAUGAUGUAGGGAAUCCUUCUGGAUCUAUAAAUUGAAAACAUUGACACCAAAUGGUUUAAAUGAAGGCUUCUCUUUUAUUCCUUUCAUUUGAUAUCAUUCUGUCUUUCCUUUCUCUAUAGACAUAAAAGAUUCUCGCUGGAAUUCCUGUACAAUUUCUUCAAUCGUCUUUACUAGCUACCUAAUAUUUUGUCCUUGUUUAGGAUUUUGUCUUAAAAGGACACUAUAGUUACUAGAACAACUACAGUUUAAUGGAGGGCUUGACAAAUUUGUUUGGAAUCUAGGAGCCUGCUAAAAAAGUUAGGAGCCAGUUUUUUCAAAGCAAAUUUUAAGUUUGAUUUUUAAUGAGAAAAAUGCAAUUCUUAAGGGACACUAUAGACACCAGAACCACCACAGCUUAAUGUCGUCGUUCUGGUGUCUAUAGCCUGUACCUGCAGAUUUUCAAUUGUAAACUUUGCCUUUUCAGAGAAAAGGCAGUAUUUACAUUGCUGCUUAACCCUGUCGAUUAAUUUCCAGACGAUGUGCAGGGGUGGUAGUUUGGAUGCUUGCCCAAUAGCUAGGUACCCAUCCCACCAAAUGUGACAGAGCUCCUGUACUUUACCAGGUCAGCUUCCUAGCUGCUGUCAGAGACUCUGAAGCUCUUCAUAACCAGUUGCUGAAGCUUGACUGGGGAUUCUUCCACAGGCUGCAAUGAUUAUAGAUCAGACCUUCUCCCUUGUAAAGCAGAGAAUACAGCUUUUCCACAAUACAUUAGACAAACGGAAAUGAGGGGGUAGAAUGAUUUUAAUGCACAGCACACAGGUAUUUAUACAGAACAGUGCUGACUCAUCCUGCAGGGGGACAUCCAUACAAAGCAAUGCACAGUACACAGCUAUUUAUACAGAACAGUGCUGACUUUCCUUGCAGGGGACAUCCAUACAAAGCAAUGCACAGUACACAGCUAUUUAUACAGAACAGUGCUGACUUUCCCUGCAGGGGACAUCCAUACAAAGCAAUGCACAGUACACAGCUAUUUAUACAGAACAGUGCUGACUUUCCCUGUAGGGGGACAUCCAUACAAAGCAAUGCACAGUACACAGCUAUUUAUACAGAACAGUGCUGACUUUCCCUGCAGGGGGACAUCCAUACAAAGCAAUGCACAGUACACAGCUAUUUAUACAGAACAGUGCUGACUUUCCCUGCAGGGGACAUCCAUACAAAGCAAUGCACAGUACACAGCUAUUUAUACAGAACAGUGCUGACUUUCCCUGCAGGGGGACAUCCAUACAAAGCAAUGCACAGUACACAGCUAUUUAUACAGAACAGUGCUGACUUUCCCUGCAGGGGGACAUCCAUACAAAGCAAUGCACAGUACACAGCUAUUUAUACAGAACAGUGCUGACUUUCCCUGCAGGGGACAUCCAUACAAAGCAAUGCACAGUACACAGCUAUUUAUACAGAACAGUGCUGACUUUCCCUGCAGGGAACAUCCAUACAAAGCAAUGCACAGUACACAGCUAUUUAUACAGAACAGUGCUGACUUUCCCUGCAGGGGACAUCCAUACAAAGCAAUGCACAGUACACAGCUAUUUAUACAGAACAGUGCUGACUUUCCCUGCAGGGGGGCAUCCAUACAAAGCAAUGCACAGUACACAGCUAUUUAUACAGAACAGCGCUGACUUUCCCUGCAGGGGACAUCCAUACAAAGCAAUGCACAGUACACAGCUAUUUAUACAGAACAGUGCUGACUUUCCCUGUAGGGAACAUCCAUACAAAGCAAUGCACAGUACACAGCUAUUUAUACAGAACAGUGCUGACUUUCCCUGCAGGGGGACAUCCAUACAAAGCAAUGCACAGUACACAGCUAUUUAUACAGAACAGUGCUGACUUUCCCUGCAGGGGGACAUCCAUACAAAGCAAUGCACAGUACACAGCUAUUUAUACAGAACAGUGCUGACUUUCCCUGCAGGGGACAUCCAUACAAAGCAAUGCACAGUACACAGCUAUUUAUACAGAACAGUGCUGACUUUCCCUGUGGGGGACAUCCAUACAAAGCAAUGCACAGUACACAGCUAUUUAUACAGAACAGUGCUGACUUUCCCUGCAGGGGGACAUCCAUACAAAGCAAUGCACAGUACUUUCCGUCAUCGCAUACUUGCAUCAUCCUGCCUUGACCGCCACAUGAUGCGGCUGUAAUGACGUCACUUCCGUGUUUUCGUCAAUGAAGAAAGGGCAAAGUAAAACAAAAGUCGCCACUAUGCACUGUAGAAGCCUGGUUGCUCGCCUGCUCCCUUUAGACUAUGGCCCUGCAGUUCAGACCUGUUAUUUUCCCUGCUGAAUGGUUUAUUCGUGCCUUUCUGCCAGGGUGUUCGGUAGAUUCCAUCUACUGAACCACCUGGGAGCUGGAGUGUGCCAUCAAUUGACCGCCCAGAAGCUGCGGUUAACCGCAGCUUAAUUGAUGAACUCUGGGUGGCCUUUGUUCGUCUGCCGAACACAUGGCAGCGGCCAUUUUACCUCCCGAACGGCCAGCGGUGUUCAGCACCCAAACUAUGGAACUGAAAACGGACACUUAUUGGCACGAACACCGCUGAGCCGCCAGCCUCCUUACCUUCCCAUUCGGUAAGUAGAACCGAAUGACUGUUCAUUCGGUAGUUUCGCCGGAUGAACAGCAUCCCCCAGAUAGUUAAGCCAUGGAGCCUAUUCGUGUAACGAAAGACUAUGGGAAAGACUUUGGCUCCAUGGCGAUUGAACUGUAUGUAUGUGAUCUGAGCGCCAUUCGGUACUAAUGUGCACUCAGAUCUAAGCUAUCUGAGGAUAUGUAGAAUGUAUAUGUGUUAGGUAGUAAAUGUGACUGUAUGUAAUUUUAUGUCUUUUACUGUAUUGUUACUGCCAUGUGGUUAAUGGAGUUUUGCCUCUGUCCUGGGAGAUAAUUGGAUUACUUCCCAAUUAUCUCCAGGACAAUAAAUAGACUGUGGUCUUAAAACCAGCUAUUGUAAGAAAAUUAUAUUCCUCAAGAUUUCAAAUAUUUGGACUUUUUCCUUUUCCUAUUAAAACUUGAUAAUCUUCAAAAUUGGAUUUGGAUGGGUCCCAGUCCAAUUUUUUUUAUAGGUGUGUUAAUCUCCCAAUUGUGAUGUAAUUGUGGGAGUGUUUAAAGGUGUAUGUAUGUGAUUGGCUAAGAGCCAAUAUGUGUCCCAGUUUCCCAUUUGGUCCCCUGGGGGAGUGUCCACCAGGUGGGAGACCUGCAUAAAAGCCGGGCAGUUAGCCCCAGUAAACCAGAUUCUGCUUGACCCUCAAAACGAAGUGUUGUCUCGUCUUUGGGGGGGAUUUACUGUAUGCCGUUAGAGACUGAUUGCCAGGAGUGUAAGCCGCUUGGGGGUGUAGCGGAUCGGCAAUAUUAAAUCCCACGAAUUCCGCUGGUACAUACAGUAAUCCACAGUCAAGCGCUGAAAAAGCAAGGCAAUAUCCCAAAUCCCCAGUAACCGGACGAAACACAGUUCUGGGAGUCAACUGAGGUCUUUAUUUGCAGCUCCAGUAUUUAUGCAAGUCCCCAUACAAGGGGUUUCCAUACUGACUUAGCAGGGGUAACACAGUAGGGGACUACAUGGGGGACUUAACAUUCUGGGCAUUUCUCCCAUCAGGCACUGCUGCACGAGAGGGAUACUCCCACUGGAAUAUACCGUUAGGUGGAUUAUCCCUCCGUGCAGCAGAACCAGCAAUUUACUUUAAAAUGUAUAACUUCCUUAAUACUUGGUCGAUUUACACGAAUGGACGUUUGGUAGAUAGCUGGGGUCUGAGCACACAGUUCGUAAGAAUACCGCUCAGAUCCCAGCUAAAAUAACCGAACGCCGCACGAAAAACACAUUAUUUAUAACACAGGUUAAAAGUACAGAUUGAUAGAGGUGGACCGAACGACCCGGGACUCCCGAACAGUCUGGAAGCCCAGCGGUGUUCGCGCAGUCGAGUAGCCGUUUUCAGUUCCAUGCGCUGGACCACCAAACACCGCUGGGGAACAAAGGAUCCAAGAUGGCCGACCGCCGCGUGGUUGAUAGCCGAACGACUGCCACCUAGGAGAGCCUCUAAUUACCGAUUGCAACAUUGUUGCAAUCGGUUAACAAGCGCCACACGUCCCUUAGUGUGUGGACUAUUGAAAGAUAGUUCAUUCGGUUCACGAACGGCCCGCAAAGGUGCUGUUCGUGAAACGAAAUAGAAAAUGACUAUCUGCUUUCGGCAGAUAGCUAAUACAUGCAAUACAGCAUACAGGAUACAGCAGAUUACAACCAGGCACAUAUACAAUGGUAGUAAAUAUACAGGCAACCCUUAAAAACAUAUUGUCUCUGUUUAGUCCAAGUGGCUAGGUUUGCCACAGGGGGAUUUUCCUGUUCGUCUGCUAACAGCUAUUCGUGUGUCUCCAGUUCGGCUGUUUCCAGUGUUCGUGUGUUUGCAGUUCGGGAGUUGGUGAAUUCGUGGGUUUCCAGUUUGGGAGAUUGGUGCUUGCAGUAGCUGUCUGUGCAGCUGAGAAAGGGGGAAUAUCGCCUAAACGGUUUUUAACCGCAUGUGGGCAAAACGGUCCGUUACAACAAGUAAGGAUGCUUUUAAUAUCAAAUCUCUGUCCAGUUACCUUGGAUUUAAAAAAAGUUCUGGUAUCUUUGGUUAAACUAGAAUUUUUACAAUUUGGACGCAUUUUACAAGGGUAAAAAACAUUUCUUUAAUUAAGAGAAACUGGUCUUAACCGCUUUAAUAAAACUCCUAACUAAAUCACUUUUAAUGUUCCUAGCGCCUCGAUAAAUUACAUUAGGUUUAUCCCUGUAUUGGAGCUCCCUGCACCCUGACUGGGUACUUCUGCCAAAGGACCGCUUCCUAGCUGGAACGGGGGACAAAUCUCAGCACUCUUGCCAUCAGUCACCUUGACUUGACUGGGGCCCUGGAACUGCUCCCUCCUGGAGCUGAAUGGGGAACUUUCUCUAGCAAACCCCAGGCACUGGUCGAUACUCAGUCCUGGGAGCUCUAGUCCUUACAAUGACUUUCACCGUUGAAUCCUUCACACUGGAACAGUGAUUAAAGAAUAACCCUUUCCCCUCCCAGUAACCACGUUUAAUGGCAGCCACAACUGUCCUCAUGUGCAGGUCCCCAUGCAAGGGGCACUCCCCCCCCGGACCUGAGAGUAGAUUACAGUAAAAACAAACGCACAUUGGCUCUCCGGUCCAGAACACUCCCAUACAAAACAAAAUAAUCUCUCCCCUGUGCCUGGGAGAUAAUUGAGUCAAGCACUGUAUUAAACUCCAUUAUCUCAAAGCACAAAAAACACACAUUUCCCAAACACCCCAGAAGUACCUUAAAAAUACAGAAACGUUACAUCCCCUGAUAGCCCAAAUCUGGGUGACCAACCUAUCCAAAAAUCACCAAGAUCGGUUCAGGAAUUUCCUGGAGGUCAUAAUUUGACAGACCGCACGCAUGGUCCCCUAGCCAAAAAUAGUUACGUGGAAUCCCGGGUUAGUGCCGCUGGGGACCAACUGGGAACCACUAAGUCUUCAUGCCGAAAAUAGUUCCGGGGCUUUUGUGGCUAAGUCCCCCUGAAAUCUAUUCGCGGUUUUGGUCAAUGCGAACGGCCGCCAGGAUACUAGCAGUCGGUUCUAUGCGCAUGAAUUGAAAAUGCCGAACCAGGGGAAUAAAAUAUGAAUCUUUAUGUAUAUUGGGAAGAAUAUAAAAGACUGUGGUCUUAAAACCAGCUAUUGUAAGAAAAUUAUAUUCCUCAAGAUUUCAAAUAUUUGGACUUUUUCCUUUUCCUAUUAAAACUUGAUAAUCUUCAAAAUUGGAUUUGGAUGGGUCCCAGUCCAAUUUUUUUAUAGGUGUGUAAAUCUCCCAAUUGUUUGUGAAUUUCCUUAAAGGAUCACUAUAGUAUCAGGAAAACAACCUUUUUUUCCUGACACUAUAUAAUCCUUAGGUCCUCGUGUGGCAAACCAUGCCACUAAAAGACUGACUUUUCUAUGCGAAUGAACGCUUGGAUUAUAAUGGCCGUAUGUUUGCUAAGGCAGGAAUUAUCAGAGAUUCUGUUCACGAACUUUCUACACUGCAGUUUAUGUGAACACCAGUAAACUACCGAAUGAGGGACCACCCCGGUGUGUCCCCUUAUUAACAAUGUUGCAAAGGGUGCUAAUUGAGAGGUCGUGUGCGGCCGCCAUUUCGCCUACCGAACACGUGGCAGCGGCCAUCUUACGCACGAACAGCGGUACUUGGUCGUCGAACGCCUGGAACUCAAAUCGGGCAUUCGACUAACCAAGUACCGCUAAGACCUCCAGCACGCCUAAAAGUAACGAAUGAACCACCCGAACCCCACAGCAUUCGGUAUGUGGAAUCCCACGAACUAGGGGAUUCAUCCGAAUGAUAAGUGAAGCCUGGAUACCAUAGACUUUCGGGACUUUUUAUUCACGAAGAGAGACCGACCGCAGGGCCAGAAUUUAUGGAACUAUUUUCAGCUACUCUGCCCGUGCGGUCGGUCAAAUCUUUCUCCUGCAAUAACUCCCGAACCCCUGGUCCGAUCUGAGUGAAUUUUGAGUAUGUUGCUCACCCAGAUCAGGGCUACCAGGGGACCCCUCAUUCAAAGGUGUACCUCCUGUAUUUAGGGUACAUCCACGAAUUGGGGAAAACUGUGUACCUAUUAAUAAUGUUAACUGUUAAUCUAAGGGGAGGAGAUGUAGGGGAGGUAACCACUAUGUGAUUGGAUACUGUAAUAAUUAUGGAAGUUACCUCCCUUGCAUAGGACAAAUGCAUAAAAGCAGAACUGUAAAUAAAGACCUCAGUUGACUCCCGGACUAUGUGUCGUCUAGUCCUUGGGGAAGGGGAUUAUGCUGUGUUCCUGUAUUCUUGUAUGCUGAAACAUUGUUCCGAGCGGAGAGCUCUUGGAUUAACCCCUGCUACUCUGCUACAUCCCGUCUCCCUCAGGGCUGAAGGGUUUAAAACCCCUUUAGCCACUUACCUUUAUCCAGCGCCGGGCUCCCUCGGCGCUGGUGACCUCUCCUCCCCUUCUGACGUCAGCUCCCGAGUGGUGCCGAAUGCACGGCCAGAGCCGCGAGCGCAUUAAAAACGCCCAUAGGAAAGCAUUUCUCAGUAUCGGUAAGUUAUCGACUAUGACCUGAAAGUUCACAGAUUAUCGGUAUCUGCUCUAAAAAAAAAUCAAUAUCGGUCAAUCCCUACUCUGCACUAUGUAUUGUACCUUUGUUUUUUAGAUUGUUCUGGUUUUAUGAACAUCUAUUUUCUGCUGUUUGGUGUAGUAUAUAAAAAAAAAAAUUCUGUGUUAUUAAUAUUUUUAAGUGUUGUGGGAUACACUUUUACUACACCUCUUAUUUGUGUCUCUAUUUGGUAGCUGUAACGGAUCGCCUGGCACCCCGACUGGGUACCUCCGUUGAAGGAUGCUCCUAGCGCUUCCUGAGGACUCCAAGCACUCUGGUAGACACCACAAUCACCGAACCGGAGAAACAAAUAAAUUCUCCCGAGCAUAUGAAUGCUGUAGACAGUUGAAUAGGAACCAUACAAAUAGGUUUACUCUCCUAGCAGUCAAACUGGAACAGCAUACAAUAAAUCCUUCCCCCAAUAAUGAGACGACACUUCACUUUGAGGGUUAAAACAGGAACUCUUGUGCUGGCACACCCAGCCUGGUUUUUAUUACAGCCUUUCACAUACAGGACCGCCCACAGGGAGGUAUAAAACAACCAAUCACAUAUCAGUUACAUCCCACAUAUUCCCUCCCCUUAUCCUGAGAGGAAACUCAAUUACACAUACAGUUAAAACAUACUUUCUACCCAACUUUCAUAACUUUAAAACUAUACAUCACAUUCACAUAAAAACAUAUUCACAAUCAAUCCAUUCAGGGGAACAACAUAUAAAAAAAAUGGCAUGAAUCCGACCAGGGGUUCAAAAGUUAGUAAAAUUAUCUUUUGGGCCCUGGCUGGCACAUGGUUAUCUGGCUCAAACAGGUUUUACAGAGCCCUCUAUCCUGGAGACAAUGGGGGAAAGUAAUCCAAUUAUCCAGAGAUAGAGGCAGACUCCAUUGAGCACAUGGUUGCAAAAAGACAUAAAACACUUUAAAAUACAUAAAGUCACCUUUUACACAUAACACACAGACAUUUCACAUAUCCCCAGAUAGCUGGGAUCUGAGCGCACAAAACUACCGAAUAGCGCUCAGAUCCUAUUCACACAGUUCAAUUGCCAUGGAGCCGAAGUCUUUAACUACACGAAUGGGCUCCAUGGCAUAGCUAUCUGGGUUAACACAUUCACAUAAAGUCUGGUCCAUAGUCCAAAGGCAAGAGGUGCCCUGGUUAGUCCAGCAACCCACCCACGAAGCACAAACAGCAAUACAGCUCACCCACAAUAACUGGUUACUACACCUGGAUAAAAUAGCAACUUGUCCAUGUCCAGGUGCCUCACCACGGCUGUGCGGGGGGCUGGUAGACUGCCUUGGUGGGUUGCUGAGUGGGCAGAGACCAGCGGUACUCUACCCGGGUGCCAGCGCUACCACUGAAGUAGCCUGGUUGUGGGAGGGGGAGACCGACUGUCUCCCCUCUGGAUACACUGCUCUGUGGCUGGGGGACAGGACCGACCGUCCCUACCCCUGGUGCUGCAAGUGCAGAGACUACGGUCCCAUCUGCAUAGUUGUGGGGCUUAACAUCUCCCCUUGGUGGGUUAGGCUGCCGCUGGAGAGAGGGUGUAACAAGCUCCUCUCUCUGAACUGUAGACUGCCGCUGGGGAGAGGGGGUAACCUGCUCCUCUCCCUGACACUCUCUUUGCUGGUGGAGAGGGGGACCAACUGUCUCCCCUUUCAAUAUUUUGUCCUGCGGCUGGGGUGCGAGACAGACGGUCUCUGCUUCCUGGGGUACACACUGCCGCUGGGGAGGAAGGACGGCACCUUCAGCUCCCUGGGGUACACACUGCCGCUGGGGAGGAAGGACGACACCUUUGCCGCUGGGGAGGAAGGACGGCACCUUCUGCUCCCUGGGACACAUAAUGCCGCUGGGGAGGAAGGACAGCACCUUCUGCUCCCUGGGGUACACACUGCCGCUGGGGAGGAAGGACAGCACCUUCUGCUCCCUGGGGUACACACUGCCGCUGGGGAGGAAGGACGACACCUUCAGCUCCCUGGGAUACAUACUGCCACUGGGGAGGAAGGACAACACCUUCUGCUCCCUGGGACUCACACUGCCGCUGGGGAGGAAGGACGACACCUUUGGCUCCCUGGGACUCGCACUGCGGCUGGGGAGGAAGGACAACAUCUUCUGCUCCCUGGGGUACACACUGCCGCUGGGGAGGAAGGACGACAUCUUCAGCUCCCUGGGGUACACCUUUGAGUCCCCGUAACGCACUCUGCCUCCGGAUAGGGCGGCCGAUACCUUUGGAUGGAUCUGCCAUGAACUGCUGGUACUCUGCUGUUAAUUUCCUCACGAACUGUAUGUAUUCCUCAGCGGGGUUGGGUCCAAAGAAAGCCAACCGCAUGGCAACCUCUCUGUCAAACCGCUCCUGAGUGUAGCCAGGCGCCAUGCUUGCUCUGCCGCCAUUGGUUCCUUUGUAGAUAGGGGCGAUGUACGGAUACUAGCGUUGCCCUCACUUUGUAACUCCAAAUGAACUGUGUCUAUGAGCUGCUUUACCUCGCACUAGGACGCCAUCCCACCGCUGCCACCAAUGUAACGGAUCGCCUGGCACCCCGACUGGGUGCCUCCGUUGAAGGAUGUUCCUAGCGCUUCCUGAGGACUCCAAGCACUCUGGCAGACACCACAAUCACCGAACCGGAGAAACAAAUACAUUCUCCCAAGCAUAUGAAUGCUGUAGACAGUUGAAUAGGAACCAUACGAAUAGGUUUACUCUCCUAGCAGUCAAACUGGAACAGCAUACAAUAAAUCCUUCCCCCAAUAAUGAGACGACACUUCACUUUGAGGGUUAAAACAGGAACUCUUGUGCUGGCACACCCAGACUGGUUUUUAUUACAGCCUUUCACAUACAGGACCGCCCACAGGGAGAUAUAAAACAACCAAUCACAUAUCAGUUACAUCCCACAUAUUCCCUCCCCUUAUCCUGAGAGGAAACUCAAUUACACAUACAGUUAAAACAUACUUUCUACCCAACUUUCAUAACUUUAAAACUAUACAUCACAUUCACAUAAAAAUUACACAUUCACAAUCAAUCCAUUCAGGGGAACAACAUAUUAAAGAAAAUGGCAUGAAUCCGACCAGGGGUUCAAAAGUUAGUAAAAUUAUCUUUUGGGCCCUGGGUGGAACAUGGCUAUCUGGCUCAAACAGGUUUUACAAAGCCAUCUAUCCUGGAGACAAUGGGGGAAAGUAAUCCAAUUAUCCAGGGAUAGAGGCAGACUCCAUUGAGCACAUGGUUGCAAAAAGACAUAAAACACUUUAAAAUACAUAAAGUCACCUUUUACACAUAACACAGACAUUUCACAUAUCCCCAGAUAGCUGGGAUCUGAGCGCACAAAACUACCGAAUAGCGCUCAGAUCCUAUUCACACAGUUCAAUUGCCAUGGAGCCGAAGUCUUUAACUACACGAAUGGGCUCCAUGGCAUAGCUAUCUGGGUUAACACAUUCCCUUAAAGUCUGGUCCAUAGUCCAAAGGCAAGAGGUGGGCAAGCAGCCCCCUCCAAGGACACGUGGCGAGGUCAGUUUCGCCACAGUAGCGACUUCACAUUCACUUUUUUAUUAAUGGCUGUGUGUGGAGAUAUUUUGAGGGGACAGCAAAUUUACACUGUUAUACAGGAUGUACACUUACUACUUUACCUUGUAGCAGAGUGUCACUUCUCCAGUGUUGUCACAUGAAAACAUAUAAUCAAAUAUUUACAAAAAUGUGAGGGGUGUACUCACUUUUGUAAAUUACUGUACAUAAAUACACAGAUAUACAUACACAUUAACACACAGAUACACAAAUAUACACAGACUGACGCACACUCAGCUACACACAGAUGCACACACUGGCACACCCUGACACACAGAUACAUACUGGUACACACACACACACACAAACUCGGAUACACUGACACACACAGUGACACACACACUGAUAUGAACAUACACAUGUCAUAAUUUUUAUAUUUACAGCCACCCUGCAGUUUGCUUACCUUUUGUCUGUCGGAGGCUGACUUGCUAGAUGUGCUGCUUGCUGAGACUGAUGUGUGGGCAUCAGCACAUUCAUUGCUCCCUGUGCUUCCUCUCCAUUGCGGCCUCUCUCCCUAUAGCUGGGAGGAAGUGACAGGCUGUCACAAAACCUUUUUUUUUUUUUUUUGUUCUGCGUGCUUUAUUGGUGGGUGAGCGAGAUGCCCACAAUAGUGUUGUAGUGAUCUAUUCAUUUUGGACUGACCCAUAUUAGGCAUCUUUUUUUUUUUUUUUACACAGAGCACUGUUGUGAUAUUUAUAUCCAGUAAUAAACACUGACCCAUGGUGAGGGAAGAUAGAUUGUAUCCAUUCGUUGACACCAUUAAAGGGACACUCCAGGCAUCCAGACCACUUUUGCCCAUUGGAGUGGUCUGAGUGCCAACUCCCACUACCCUUAACCAUGCAACUGUAAUUAUUGCAGUUUUUAUAAACUGCAAUAAUUACCUUGCAGGGUUAACUCCUCCUCCACUAGAGGGCACUUCCUGGUCCAUAGCACAGGUUUUCUGUGCUAUAGUGUCGCUGGACGUAAUCACGCUAUGUGGAGGUCUAGUGCGCGACAUUGCCGCGCAUGCGUAUUAGGUCUCUGUAGCGGAGCACUAGUUUGCCAUAAACUUCUCCGCUGGUAUUCCAAUAAUAAUGCAGGAACAAGAAGUUAACCCAGGAUAAACAGCAUCAGUGUUAAAUAAAAUAAUCCAGGAAUAUCCCAUCACCUUUUUCCCAAUAACUGGACGACACACACUAUCACGAGCAGAACUGCUGUUUUAUUCCACAUACCCUGCUUUUAUGCAUCUCUCCCAUGCAAGGGUGACACACACAGAAAAUUAUACAGUGACCAAUCAUACACAAGUUACAACUCACACAUCUCCUCCCCUCAGCCUGACCGAAAAUCCAAAUAUUCAGUACAUACUUUUCCCAGUUUUCUAGAUGUACCCCAAAUACAUGGGAUACACCCCUAAAUCUUACAUCCCCUGGUAGCCCUGAUCUGAUCUAAGCUCAUUGAGCAGGGCCCUCAACCCCUCUGUUCCUGUGUGUCCAACUUGUCUGGUUACAACAACAUGUCUGUUCGUCCACCCAUUGUAAAGCACUGCGGAAUUUGAUGGCGCUCUAUAAAUAUCAUAAUAAUAAUAAUCUUGGUGAGCAACAUAAUCAAAAAUCACCCAGAUCGGACCAGGGGUUCGGGAGUUAUAUUCAUGUGUUCGUUUGACCGACCGCACACAAGGUAGUAGCCGAAAUCAGUUCCAUACAUUUUGGCCUUGCGGUCGGUCUCUGUUCGUGGGGUAAAAUACAUGAAAUAGACCGGGCUGAAUAGACUUUGGAUUCCUAUGAAUCCCCUUGUUCGUGGGAUUCCUUCUACCGAACAGAGAACGGAUUUCUGCAUGAAUGAAUGGAAGUCUGGAGGUCUCAGCGGUGUUCGCGUGGGAGAGUGUCCGAUUUGGGUUGCAGACACUCGACGACCAAACACCGCGGGGCAUUCAUAUGACAAGAUGGCCGCCGCCACGUGUUCGUAUGCCGAACGGCGGCCACCCAGGGAACACACAAUAUUUCGUAUAAUUAAUUGCCCAUUAUGCUGGUGUUAAUACCAAUGAGGGAGGUAAACUAGAGGCACACUUCUCUCUGGGGUGGUCUGGUUGUUCGGUAGUUUGUUUGUAUGUCGAACGGAGCGGUUUUAUCGAACAACCAGACGAAUGCUUCAUACAGUAUAGUGUAUAAAUGAGACAAAAAUAACAUUGUAACAAGAAUAUUUAGAGACAGCCCAAUACAGUCUGCUACAGUCUCCCCCGCCGGUGGCCGCACAUGCGCAGUCGGUCUAACCCGCCGGCUGACGUCAGCGGGGGAGGAGCGUGUGCGGACCCAGAACCACAGGGACAUCGGCAGUGGUCUCAGAUAAGUCACUGAAGAGGUUUUCACCCCUUCAGCAACUUGGGAUGGGGGUGUGGGAGGGAGAGGGGACCUGCAGUGUCAGGAAAACGGAUUGUGAAUUGUUUAAAGAAACCAGUGGUGAGAGAUUUAUAGACGUAGAUACAUUAUCUGACUCAAAAGGACACAGUGAAUAACUGUGCAUCUCACUUACUCAUCCUGUGUAGACAUUUAAACAAAAAAAUUUAAUUUGUUUUAUUUUCUUGUAUUUUUCAUCUCAUAGACCAAGGGCUGUCAUUCUUUGGUACAGCAGAUGUUGUGGACUACAUCUCAACUGAUGAUUGACCGACAUGGCUGUAAGAUCAUUUGGGAAGAUGUAGUCCACAACAUCUGGAGUGUCGAAGGUCGCUUACCCAGUCAUAGACUGUAGGCUAAGUUCUGAUUCUGAAUAUAUUUACCCAGUUACCUUAAAACACCAUAACUCAAUAUUUUACCAUCAUAUAUCUUGUAGUGUAUAUACAUAACUCUCAAUGAGGUAAAAGGAAGGUUUGUAAUUCUAUUUGUUUUCUUCCCAGCAAAUGGCUCUCUAAACACAAGUGAAGCGGAUGAUUUACCCAUCCAUGUUCUGUCAGCAAAUUAUGUGACUGAAGGUAGAGUCAAAGUUAAUCAGGGAGGAAAUUCUGUGACGUUUAAUGAACUAAGUAAGAGACCAAGUGAAUCUGUGAAAUCUGAAACAGCUUUAUAUGAAGAAAGAAAUCUACCAGAUGGAGAGAUUUACUCACUGAAAGAAUGUUCCCAAACAAAAUCCACAGUACACACAGAAUAUCCAUCUACUCUCAUUAAGGAGGAUCGAGUCUCAUGUAAAGAAGAAAACAUCCUAGACAAUGACUUGUAUACACCCACAGAACAGACAGAAUAUCCAUCUACUCAUAUUAAAGAAGGUCCAGGCUUAUGUGAAGAAGGAAAUCUCACAGAAACUGACCUUUAUAGAUCUACAGAGUCUACUCCUAUUACAGAGAAUUCAGCCUUGUGUGAAGAAGGGAAUCUCACACACAUUAACAUUUAUACACCCACGGAUCAGACACGGUAUCUAUCUACUCAUAUUAAGGAGGAACCAGCCUUGCGUGAAUAUCCAUCUAUUUCUGUUAGGAAGAAUUCCCCAUUGUAUGGAGAAGGGAAUCUCACAGACACUGACGUUACUACGCAAAAAAAACGUACACAGUGUACAUCUACACAUAUUAAGGAUGAACCAGCCUCAUAUGAAGAAGGAAAUGUCACAGACACAGAGUCUACUCUUAUUACAGAGGGUUCAGCCUCGUGCAAAGAAGGAAAUCUCAGUGAUCUGGACACUCAAGCCUCUGCUUGUGAUCCUGCGAGACAAUACAAAAUGGAUACCAAUAACUCUAAUAGUCCUAAAAAUCAGAGAUUCCGUAAAGGGAAAAAAGUGACUUGUUCUGAAUGUGGGGAAACAUUCACCUGUAAAACAAACUUCAAGGAACAUCAGUGUUUUCCAUCAAAAUCACACAUUAUCGGAUUUUGCAAUACUCGCCAAAUAUCUAAAUCAUGUUCCCGUAUCAAACAUGAAACACAUAUUCAGACAAAAUCUCUUCCCGAAUGUAAUUUCGUUCACAGUGGAGAAAACCAACAAUUUUUUUGUUCCGAAUGUGGGAAAUGCUUUAAAACCGUUUCUCAUCUUAAGCUUCACUUCAGGACUCACACAGGAAUUAAACCAUUUUCAUGUUCAGAAUGUGGAAGAUGUUUCAGUCAGAAAGGCAACUUUAAUAGACAUCUCAGAGUUCACACAGGAGAGAAACCAUUUUCAUGUUCGGAAUGUGGGAAAUAUUUCUCUUAUAAAAGAUGUCGUGAUAGACACAUGAGGAUUCACACAGGAGAGAAACCAUUUUCGUGUUCUGAAUGUCCAAAAUGUUUCAGGGAUAAAAGAUGUCUUGAUAAACAUGUGAUGAGUCACAUAUAA